Messenger RNA from Mucor mucedo, 228 nucleotides. RefSeq lists its product as uncharacterized. NCBI's taxonomy places the organism in Eukaryota, Fungi, Mucoromycota, Mucoromycetes, Mucorales, Mucoraceae. The annotation marks the transcript as partial. The record is from RefSeq and is a predicted model, not a curated record. The transcript has a single exon.
AAAGCCUCAAGGAUUGUUAAUAAGUGCGGACCUAAGCUUGUCGAAUCAGUAGUUGUUAUAUUAAAAAAUUAUUGGUUUUUCAUGACAAGUUUUCCCUGCUUUAUUCACAACAACUGCCAGAUAGAUGAUUGUGCCGACCUAUCAAAGAUUGAACACCAAGAAAAGACCGGAGCUUUUAUCAGAAGAAAAACACAAUUCAAUCAGAGGAAACAGAUUCGCGUUUCUUGA